GGCCAUAAUCAUGUAGGCUGCGUUCAGGCAGGAGCCGGCCUCAUCCUCACACUGAUCUCAGACCGCAUGGGGAGCAGGGAUGGCCGGGGGACGCAGAGGACUGGUGGCCCCUCAGAACACUUUUCUGGAAAACAUAGUCCGCCGCUCUAAUGUUUGGACAUUUUCUCAUAGACAGACAGACACCAAUUUUGUUUUGGGGAAUGCCCAGAUACUGGAUUGGCCUAUUGUCUACAGUAAUGAUGGAUUCUGCAAGCUGUCUGGAUACCAUCGAGCUGAAGUCAUGCAGAAGAGCAGCACAUGCAGCUUCAUGUACGGGGAACUCACUGACAAAGAAACCUGCGAGAAAGUCCGACAGACCUUUGAGAACUACGAGAUGAACUCCUUUGAAAUACUCAUGUACAAGAAGAACAGGAUGCCAGUGUGGUUCUUCGUCAAAAUUGCUCCCAUCCGAAACGAACAGGACAAAGUUGUCCUUUUCCUCUGUACCUUCAGUGAUAUCACUGCAUUCAAGCAGCCUAUUGAAGACGACUCGUCUAAAGGCUGGGGUAAGUUUGCCCGUCUGACACGGGCGUUGACGAGCAGCCGUGGAGUUUUACAGCAGCUGGCUCCGACUGUGCACAAAGGCGAGAGCGUCCACAAGCAGUCCCGUCUGGCCGAGGUAUUGCAGCUAGGCUCUGAAAUCCUCCCGCAGUACAAGCAAGAGGCUCCGAAAACACCUCCUCACAUCAUCCUGCACUACUGCACCUUCAAAACUACCUGGGACUGGGUGAUUCUCAUCCUCACCUUCUACACGGCCAUCAUGGUCCCCUACAACGUGUCCUUCAAGACCAAGCAAAACAACGUCACCUGGCUGGUGGUGGACAGCAUUGUGGAUGUGAUUUUCCUGGUGGACAUUGUGCUCAACUUCCACACCACUUUUGUUGGACCUGCUGGGGAAGUGAUUUCAGACCCAAAGCUCAUCCGGAUGAACUACGUGAAGACCUGGUUCGUCAUUGACCUCCUCUCCUGUCUUCCUUAUGACGUCAUUAACGCCUUCGAGAACGUUGACGAGGGCAUCAGCAGCCUCUUCAGCUCUCUGAAGGUGGUGCGUUUGUUGCGUCUCGGCCGCGUGGCCCGCAAGCUGGAUCAUUACAUUGAAUACGGUGCGGCGGUGCUGGUGUUGCUGGUUUGUGUGUUUGGCCUGGCCGCCCACUGGCUGGCCUGCAUCUGGUACAGCAUUGGAGACUAUGAGGUCAUAGAUGAAGACAGAAACUUGCUCCGAAGGAACAGCUGGCUGUAUCUUCUGGGAGAAGCCGCCGGCACACCGUAUCACUUCAAUGUCAGCGGCACCGAAAAGUGGGAAGGGGGUCCCAGCAAAAACUCCGUCUACAUCACGUCAUUGUACUUCACCAUGACCAGCCUGACCAGUAUCGGCUUCGGGAACAUCGCUCCCACCACAGAUGCAGAGAAGAUCUUCGCCGUGGCCAUGAUGAUGAUUGGCUCUCUCCUUUAUGCCACCAUCUUUGGUAAUGUAACCACCAUCUUCCAGCAAAUGUACGCCAACACCAACCGCUACCACGAGAUGUUAAACAGCGUGAGAGACUUCCUGAAGCUCUACCAGGUUCCUCAGGGCCUCAGCGAGAGGGUCAUGGACUAUAUCGUCUCUACGUGGUCCAUGUCCAGAGGAAUUGACACAGAUAAGGUGUUGCAAAUUUGCCCGAAAGACAUGCGAGCGGACAUCUGCGUUCAUCUCAACAGGAAAGUGUUCAAAGAGCACCCGGCUUUCAGACUGGCCAGCGAUGGGUGUUUGAGAGCGCUUGCCAUGGAGUUUCAGACCAUCCACUGCGCCCCGGGAGACCUCAUCUACCACGCAGGCGAAAGCGUGGACAGCCUCUGCUUCGUGGUGUCAGGGUCUUUGGAGGUCAUCCAAGACGAUGAAGUUGUUGCUAUUUUGGGAAAGGGGGAUGUGUUCGGAGAUGUGUUCUGGAAAGAGGUGAAUUUAGCUCAGGCCUGUGCAAACGUCCGUGCGUUGACCUACUGCGAUCUUCACAUCAUCAAACGAGACGCCUUACAGAAGGUUCUGGAGUUCUACACAGCCUUCGCCGGACACUUCUCACGAAACCUGGUGCUCACCUACAACCUGAGGAAAAGGAUCAUCUUCCGUAAAAUAAGUGACGUCAAACGGGAGGAAGAGGAGAUGCUGCGACGGAAGAAUGAAGCGCCUCUGAAUCUUCCUCCAGAUCACCCGGUGCGGCGUCUCUUCCAGCGGUUCCGUCAGCAGAAAGAGGCCCGUCUGGCAGCGGAGCGAGCGAGUCUAGGAGAACCGGACGUGGAGCGGGGCAGAACGGAGAGCGUGGUACACGAGAGCACUGCAACCACCAGCUUCGUCACAGUCACUGAAAUCCCAGCCACUCCCAUCACCUCUGUGUCCUCCUCCUCAUCAUCCAGAACGUCAUGUCAAGCCAAACUCUGCACUCCUGUGGCCUCUAAUGGAACCUGUACAGGAUCCAAGUCAGCAGAACCUCCCAAAAACAAAGGCUGGGGUCGAUUUAAAGAAGCCACAUCCAAAUCUGACCUCUCCUGGUGUUCUGUGUCCAAAGCUGAGUCCAUGGAGAUGCUUCCAGACAGGACUAAGUGGGACUCGUGGGACAGUGGCAUUACCAAGAGUGACGGGAGCGCUCGAACCCCUCAGGAUCGGAGCCCCUUGCAGGCCGAGGGCAAGCGAGCCAUUUGCCCCAUCCCAGAGCAGAGUCUCCAAGCCUGCUUCAUGGAACUGAAGCAGGAGCUGCGAGGAGACAUCCACUCCCUCAGCAGCAGAAUGAGCGCCCUUGAAGGCCAGCUCGCUGAGAUGCUCCAGCUUCUCAAAGACAGAAAGACCUCAGGAUCUUCAAACCGGUUUGACAUAUCAAGACCAGAUUCUCCAGAUUCAGAAAAAGAUGACAACAUGUUCUCCUAACUGGGUUUCAUAUCUGAUGCGGUGGGCUGAAGGGAGCACGGUUCGGUCCUGUCCUAACAAUAAAGGUUCUUAACUGGGAUCAGUGGUACCAUGAAAAACCUUCAAAGGUAUAGUUCACCCAAAAAUGUAAUCUUUAAUCUCAGGCUGUCUAAAAUAUAUGUAGAUUAGUUUAUUUAGAUGAGUUUAGCAUUACAUCACAUCAUUCACUGGUAAUCCUGAAUUUCUCCAAAUCUUUUUAACAUCCAUGGAUGCAUUCAUUGCACAAUAGGAUCUAUCUAGUGGAAAAACACUUAGAUGAUUAAAAUCUUAUUCACACCAAGAAAAAAUGGUUCUUUAAGAACUGUUCACUUGGGGAACCAGAAAUCCAUUUUGGAACCAUCAUUUUUAGAAUGAUACGGUGCAACGGCGCUUAUUUUUUCAAAUUCUGUUGCCUUCAGUGGAAUGAGAAUUACACAUUUUAAUAAUCAACACAUCAAUAUAUGGAUAUAUGGAACGUAUUAUGGAAUAUGUCACUAGAAUGGAUAUCAAUUGUCAAUUUUUUUAUUGUACAAUGGUUGACAUUUUUUGUAUGGUCAUUUAAGUCAACUGUCCUCUCCUGUUUUUACUGUUAAAUCAUGUCGAUAAAUUGUAAACCAGUCAAGCAAAAUAUGACAAUUUAUGUAUAAUUUCCUCUGCUCUUGUUUUAUAGCUUGCACAUGCCCAUACUUUUCAAGCCACAUUUCAAAAGUCUUCAAAAAUUAUCAGCCUGAUUAUUGUUUGUUUAAGACUGAGAAAAUGUACUACAGUAUAUGAUGAAUAUGUAUAUUUUUUUCACAUAGCAUUAUACUAUAAAAUACUGUAGCCUGUUUAUGUGAAUAAAUGCCGUGCUCUUAUUGAUGUGACAAUAUGCAAUAUAGCAAUAGUGACAAAUGCAAAAGAACCAAAAUUCCCCUGUCUGUGUAUCCUUUGUGGAUGCUAAAUACAUUGCGCUUUUUUAUUAUUAUUACAGCUUCAUAACUCUGUCUCUUUUAUUUAAAUCAUAUUUAAAAAACACACUUAGAGGAAUUAGUUAAGGGAAAGUGUUAUGCUAUAUUUGGGAAUAAUAAAAAGUGUAUUAUGUACUGUAUGUACCAUUUUUUUUUUAUCAGAUGUACAAUGUUAACAAGUGAGGUGGUUGAUAAGCAAUAAUAAUAAGUGUUUAAGUGUAUAAAUGAGGCAUAUGCCAGUCAUUGUCUGGAGUAAUAUGAGAACAAAUGAAGCAUGAAAUAAGGAGCAGCAGUGUUAUUUAGCAUGUGAUUUUUGGCAUUAUUGCCAAAAAAUGUACUCUUUUAUAAAGUGUUAAGUCCAUUUUUUUUUGUUAAUGUAAUUUCCAAGAAACUGUAGGAGAAAGGUACAUCAUCGUGUCCAGUGUUAAAUGCUUGUUUUGAAAAAUUUGCACUGCACAACUUUAAUGUUUGAUUCAUUGUAUAUCCUGUAUGCAGAAUGAAUCAGUGUGUACACUGUGAAACUGACUCGAUGGGACUUACUGAUUGUACUUUUAUUUUUACUCAGAUUUUAGUCUGAAGAUAAUCAGAAAAACUGAACUGCAAAACAUUUUAAAGUGGACAGCAGGUGUCUUAGCUUCAAAUUAGCUAUUAACAAUUACUGUACUUUUUUUCAAGAUCCAAGUGUAGCUAAAUUAGUGGACAUACUUGAUUAUUAAAGUAUGAUGGUUCUAAAUGGAAAAUCUAGUACGGCUACUUUGGGAAUGAACACACACACACACACACACACACACACACAGUUCUUCAUGUAAAAUCACUCAUGUCAGGUCAUGAGACUUAACGCCAAGGUUAGGUCUCAUUUUUCUUAUUUUAAAAGGAAUAUAAAGUAUAGUAUUUGUACUUAUUUUUAUUUUUUUAUCAUGUCCUGUUGAUCUAUAUAAAUGAAUAACAUGAAAGCACAAGAAAUUCAACUGUCGAUUCAAAUGUGUCAAAUGUUUAUAAAAAAUCAUUUAUACUUUGCAUUGCAUAUUAUUCAUAUUCAUAUCUUUAAAUUCUAAAUGUUCUAUUCAUAUCUUUAAAUUCUAAACAUGCUAAAAUCAAUUUUAUAGUAUUUUUGUGAUACAGUGUUGUUGAAACAAUUCUUUUUUAAAUAAGUAUCUUCUGCACAUCAAUUGCUGCAUUUGUGUGAUUAAAAAUAAUUUAACUGUUUUCUCUUUGAAUGUCUGUUAAAAUGAAAUGUAUUCCUGAAAUUUCAGCAUCAUUCCUCCAGUCUUCAGUGUCACAUGAUCCUUCACAAAUCAUUCUAAUAUACUAAUUUGCUGCUCAAGA
This is a messenger RNA of Carassius gibelio (silver crucian carp), 5226 nucleotides long. It is a transcript of the gene kcnh1b, whose product is annotated as potassium voltage-gated channel, subfamily H (eag-related), member 1b. The transcript has 12 exons. Gene Ontology annotation, biological process: potassium ion transmembrane transport; regulation of membrane potential. Bases 80 to 2935 code for a protein of 951 amino acids. Gene Ontology annotation, cellular component: membrane. Lineage: Eukaryota; Metazoa; Chordata; Actinopteri; Cypriniformes; Cyprinidae. Gene Ontology annotation, molecular function: delayed rectifier potassium channel activity. The record is from RefSeq and is a predicted model, not a curated record.